Messenger RNA from Pimephales promelas (fathead minnow), 2850 nucleotides. It is a transcript of the gene klhl23, whose product is annotated as kelch-like family member 23. Gene Ontology annotation, molecular function: protein binding. The record is from RefSeq and is a predicted model, not a curated record. Lineage: Eukaryota; Metazoa; Chordata; Actinopteri; Cypriniformes; Leuciscidae.
CACCAAUAACUCACCGUCGCUAAGCUAUAAACAAAACCUUUUUGAGUUAAGAAAUCGGUGAAGCGCUCGGAAUGGAUUAAUUCUUGGUAUUCGGCCGCCCUUGGUACUAGUUUCCCAAACGUUAUUAUGCAACGGCUUUAAUCCUUAUAGGAUUAUACACUCAGCACUGCCAUGACAACUGAAACGUGAAAGCUAGUAUUGUAUCUCUGUUGAUUAAAAAAUCGAUCAAAUGGUGGCACUUUGAACAUGUCUUUGUAAAGAUGGGAUGCUUGUGAACACACUGGUGUCGUCACAUGGCCGAAGGACGGCUGUGUUGAAUCAGUAGUGGCGGGUGACAGCAGAGAGUCUCCAGCUAUUACACAGAUACCAAAAUAGGAGCUCGACAUUCUCUAGUGGCUGAGGCUAAAUACAGGGGCCACAUGUCUGAUCUAUCCGAGCACAAGUUGCACUGUUGGGGAUAAAACUUCUCCAGCGAAGAAAGGACGAGCUGUGACAGUCAAAAUCAGUCAUUACGGGUCAGUUGCAAUGUCAAGAAAAGUUGAAAGCGGCUACUCGUAUGAGUUCUGCGACGCUUCACAUUCAUCAGAAGUGCUGGAAGCUCUUCACGAGUUCCACAGCAGCGGCCUGUUCACGGACAUCACCCUGCAGUCUUCAUCCGGACAGCUUUUCCACUGCCACAAGGCUGUCCUAUCAGCCCGCAGCUCCUAUUUCAAGGUAAUGUUCACCUUAGACAUGAGAGAACGUCUGAAUGACACCAUCAACCUACCUUGCAUAGACGGGGAGAUUCUGGGUGCUUUGUUGACUUACGUCUACACUUCAAAGAUCAGCAUUACUCAGGGCAACGUUCAAAGUCUUCUGGAGGCCGCAGACCUGUUGCAGCUCAGCUCGCUCAAGAAAGCCUGCGAGAACUUCUUGAUUCGUCUGCUUGACGUCGACAACUGUCUCGGGAUGCACUCGUUCGCCGAGCUUCACGUGUGCCCUUCACUGGAGCGCGCGGCUUUGAGGAUCAUACUGAGCCGCUUUGAGGAACUCACACUUCAGGAGGAGUUCCUAGAGGUGGAUUUCCAAAAGAUCGUGGUGAUUUUAGCAACUGAAAACCUUAAUGUGUGGAAAGAGGCGACGUUAUUGGAUGCUGUGGUGAAAUGGGUCACCCAUGACGUGGCUACAAGAAUAGACCACCUGAAAGAGCUUCUUAACUGCAUCCGUCUCGACGUGAAUGACGUGUACCUCAAAACUGCUUUGGAUCUAGGCAAACAAUGCUUUGAAAGCAAAUUGCAAUCUCUAAUUCUCACCUCCUUGCAGCCAAGCAAAGGUUUCUCGAACUGCUGCAAAAAACUAACAUGCAGCUUGUAUGUCAUUGGUGGAUAUUACUGGCAUCCGUUGUGUGAAGUCCACAUGUGGGACCCUGCUUCCAACACGUGGGUUCAGGGCAAAGACAUGCCUGACUUUGCAAGAGAGAGUUAUAGUGUGGUACUUCAAGGCCCUGAUAUCUACGUGACCGGAGGAUACAGGACAGAGACUGUAGAUGCUUUAGACAGCGUGUGGAUUUAUAACACAGACUCAGAUGAAUGGACAGAAGGAUGUCCGAUGAUCACAGCCAGAUAUUACCACUGCUCCGUGGCUUUACGGGGGGGCAUAUAUGUCAUAGGCGGAUAUACGGCAGGGGCUCCUACACGAGAAACUGAAUUCUAUGACCCCUUGAAGAAGACAUGGUCCCCCGUGGCUGAUAUGAUACAAGGUGUGGGAAAUGCAACCUCUUGCGUGGUGAAUGAAAGAAUCUAUGUAACUGGAGGGCAUUAUGGGUACAGAGGAACCUGCACUUACGAGAAGAUUCAGACUUACCGGCCAGAUAUUAACGAGUGGAGCGUCACAACAAUAUGUCCACAUCCUGAGUACGGCCUUUGCUCAGUCUCCUUAAACAAUAAGCUUUAUCUGGUCGGCGGUCAGACCACCAUCACAGAUUGCUACGACCCCGAGCAAGAUGAAUGGAGACAGAUGUGUGCGAUGAAGGAGAGAAGGAUGGAGUGUGGAUCGGCCAUUAUAAAUGGGUGCAUCUAUGUAGCAGGAGGGUAUUCGUACUCUAAGGGGACGUAUCUGCAGAGUAUAGAGAGGUACGACCCUGAGAUCGACUCCUGGGAGAUCGUGGGGAACCUCCCAUCGGCCGCACGCUCACACGGCUGCGUUUGUGUGUUCAGCAUGUGAAAUCACUACCCCCAUCACAUCCAGUGGGGUCUAAAAGUCUGAGACCAGACCACAUGUAUAUGAAUAGUGGGCACCAAGUCUUGCCAAGGUCUUUUGCAGUCACUCGAGGGUUUUUCUGAACCUGCCUUCUCAGGAAUCUGGUUGCAGCCAUUGACAGCUUCCUUUUCUGCCCCGUCCAGGUAGUGUAAGUGCUUUCAACUGCGUCUCUAGGAACAUUUAGUGCCUUCGCUAUCUUUGUGUAUCCGGUUCCUUAUUUAUGAAGGGUGAUGAUCUCUUAACUUUUUGGUCCAUUCUUUUUACAUAUUUUUAAGUCAUAUUUCUAACAUGCAGUUAAACGUGACACUCAACCAACCUAACCAGUUCAGAUAUUUAAUGUGUUCUAGCUAAAGCACACCUGGUGCAACUAAUGAAGCCCUUGAUAAGUAGCAUCAGGUGUGCUUGAGACAACACCUUUUUGCAGAUUUGUUCAGUUGUGAGGGAUACUAUUCAGGGGGUUGAAUAAUUUUGAGAUGGCAGAACUCACUAAAAGUUGCAUUUUCAGGUGAAUUUUGGUAAAAAACUUAAAACAUUGGUUGUGUUGAGCUAUUUUUAAUUACUAUUGUUUGAUUUGUUCAUUGCAAACAGCGGUUACAGUAAAUUUUGCCAAUA